Zygosaccharomyces rouxii is the source of this 543-nucleotide messenger RNA. It is a transcript of the gene MAK3, whose product is annotated as peptide alpha-N-acetyltransferase MAK3. The record is from RefSeq and is a predicted model, not a curated record. NCBI's taxonomy places the organism in Eukaryota, Fungi, Ascomycota, Saccharomycetes, Saccharomycetales, Saccharomycetaceae. Gene Ontology annotation, cellular component: NatC complex. The transcript has a single exon. Gene Ontology annotation, biological process: N-terminal peptidyl-methionine acetylation. Bases 1 to 543 code for a protein of 180 amino acids. Gene Ontology annotation, molecular function: protein-N-terminal amino-acid acetyltransferase activity.
AUGAUUAUCUACAAGCCAUUGGACCUUGAGAAUCUUUCGCAAUUCAAACAGAUCAAGAAACUUAUCGAUGCUGAUCUUUCGGAACCUUAUUCAAUAUACGUGUACAGAUAUUUUCUCAAUCGAUGGCCAGAAUUAGCAUAUUUAGCAUUCGAUCAGGAUGGAAAUGAACCAGAAAUACCCAUUGGAUGUGUUGUUUGUAAAAGUGAAUCGCAUAGAGGUCGUAGAAUGCGUGGAUAUAUUGGCAUGUUAGCUGUUGAAAGUGGAUACCGAGGUCAAGGAAUUGCUAAAACAUUGGUAACCAAAUCUAUUGAAAAAAUGGCUAAAGAUGGAUGCGAUGAAAUAAUGUUGGAAACAGAAGUGGAAAAUCAAAUUGCAUUGAACCUUUAUGAAAAUAUGGGGUUUAUUAGAAUGAAAAGAAUGUUCAGGUAUUAUUUGAAUGAAGGUGAUGCAUACAAGUUAAUUUUACCACUAACGGAGAAGAGUUGUAUAAGAACAACUUUCCUACAAGAUUUCACGUUCGAUCCAAAUUUAAUCAUUAAUUAA